Trypanosoma conorhini is the source of this 1146-nucleotide messenger RNA. Its product is annotated as putative GTPase. The annotation marks the transcript as partial. The record is from RefSeq and is a predicted model, not a curated record. The transcript has a single exon. Lineage: Eukaryota; Euglenozoa; Kinetoplastea; Trypanosomatida; Trypanosomatidae. Gene Ontology annotation, molecular function: GTP binding. Gene Ontology annotation, cellular component: nucleolus.
UUGGAUGCCCGGGAUCCACUAGGGACUCGAAGUUCGUUUCUUGAGGAAUACAUGCGUAAAGAAAAAAAAUACAAGCAUUUUAUUUUUGUAUUAAAUAAGUGUGAUCUUAUCCCUUUAUGGGCUACCGCGCGAUGGCUUCAAGUUUUGAGCAAAGACUACCCAACUGUGGCAUUUCAUGCCAGUGUUAAUCAUCCCUUUGGUAAGGGUAGUCUGAUCUCGCUCCUUCGACAAUUUGCAAAAUUGCAAAACGUUACGCAUCGGGGUAGUAAACGAACAAAGACACCUAUUUCUGUGGGUGUGAUUGGUUACCCUAACGUGGGUAAGAGUUCUUUGAUUAACACGCUCCGGCGAAAAUCUGUUUGUAAGGUGGCACCCAUUCCAGGAGAAACGAAGGUGUGGCAGUAUGUUGCUCUUACGAGGACUAUUUUUCUGAUUGACUGUCCAGGUGUUAUUUAUGAUCGUGAAACAAACAAUGACGUUCAGGCCGUUUUAAAAGGUGUUGUGCGUGUAGAACGCUUGGGAAAUGCAGACAAGACUGACGUUGUACACACCGUUCUUGAGAUUGUGAAACCUAAAGACAUAGUCGCUACCUACGGUGUUUCUGAAUGGCGUGAUGUGAAUGACUUUCUUGAAAAGCUGGCAAAGCUUAGGGGCAAACUUGUUACUGGGGGAAACCCCGAUACAGAAGCUGCGGCGCGUAUGGUUCUCUACGACUGGCAGAGGGGACGAAUCCCCUGGUUCAGUGCUCCGCCCUUUGACUCGAAUAAGCACUAUCGUGAUGCCUUGGAGCAACCAGAGGCAAAACAUAUGAAGUUAAUUGAGCAUUAUGGCACGUUUAACAUAGUGGAUGGUGCCAUGGAUCGCAACGAGGAAACAGAUGAGGAAGCAGAAUCGCAGCACAGUUCUGAUGUUUCUGAGGUCGACGCUUCUAGUACGAAACAAACUCAGAAAAAUAAAAAAGAACCCAAUAUUCAUGCGACAGUUGCCACGUAUACGUCCGAGCAGAACGCUGUAAAGCAGAAGGAACAAAGAAAGAAAGCCAGGUCCGAAGCCGCCAGUAAAACCCCUCGAAUCAAGGAGACGAGUAGCAAUAAUAACGAUGAUGAUGAGUUAUGGAAUCGUUUCCUUGCUGCCGCUAAAAAGUGA